AUGGCUUACAACACAUUCACCAGUUUAUGGGCGCCCCCCAGCGUCAACCCCCUAACCUAUAAGGCAUUAUCUGUUCCGAUAUUGAACCCAUUCGACAGCUAUGGAAGGGUAUUCUUCUUCUCAUGGUUCGGGUUCUUCGUGGCGUUCCUGUCAUGGUUCGCUUUCCCGCCACUGUUAACCGAUACUAUCAAAAAGGACCUUGGUAUGAGCCAGACACAGGUGGCCAACUCAAACAUUGUCGCACUUCUAGCUACUCUGCUCGUACGAUUUAUAUCCGGACCGCUUUGUGAUCGAUUUGGACCUCGUUGGGUGUUUGUUGGCCUGUUGAUGUCUGGUGCUAUUCCAACUGCUAUGGCAGGUUUAGUAACAAACCCUAAUGGUCUAAUCGCGCUGAGGUUCUUCGUUGGAAUUCUUGGUGCCAGUUUUGUGCCCUGUCAAGUAUGGACGACUGGGUUCUUUGACAAGAGUGUGGUUGGUUCUGCAAAUGCUCUGGCUGCAGGACUGGGAAAUGCUGGAGGCGGUGUGACGUACUUUGCGAUGCCAGCGAUAUACAAUUCUCUCGUUUCCGACGGCCUCACCAGGCACCAAGCAUGGAGAGUGGCAUACGUUGUGCCGUUUGUCAUUAUCGUCGUUAUCUCCUUGGGCAUGGUGUUCACUUGCGAUGACACGCCAACCGGCAAAUGGUCUCAACGCCACCUUGCAGGAACUGAUACUCCUAUUACCACCACAUCAGCCCUAGAACGUGGAAACUUCUCUUCGGGAGCUACAACCCCGAAGAAAAUGCAGGAAAAAGUGCAAACUGGGCUAGACACCGAAGCCCAAGUUGAUAGUUCCAGGGGCCGUGUUUUGGAAGAACUGGUAGUGGCACCGACAUGGAAAGAGACCUUGCAAGUAAUUUUCAGCCUUCCGACAUUGUCUCUUGCUGUUCUGUACGCCUGCACUUUUGGAGCCGAACUGUCCUUUGACAGCUUUCUGGGGAGUUACUACUCCAAGAACUUCCCUACAAUGGGCCAAACCAAAUCCGGCGAGUGGGCAGCCAUGUUUGGACUUUUGAAUGUCGUUACUCGACCUUUGGGUGGAUAUGUUGCAGAUUAUGUUUACCGCCACACCAAAUCUGUCUGGGCUAAGAAGAUUUGGUUGACCUUUUUGACCAUUGUUUCUGGCGCAUUUUUCCUCGCCAUCGGACUGACUAACCCGAUGAGCGAGGCGACAAUGUUCGGGUUAGUCGCUGGAGCGGCAUUUUUCCUCGAAGCCGCCAACGGAGCCAACUUUGCCCUUGUCCCGCACGUCUAUCCCUUUGCUAAUGGAAUCGUGUCUGGCCUUGUAGGCGCCUUUGGCAACUUCGGCGGGAUUAUCUUCAAUAUCGUCUUCCGAUAUAAUGGAACGGAUUAUGCGCGGUCAAUCUGGAUCGUGGGGGUGAUCACCCUGGUUCCGCACAAUGAGAAGAUGACCAUGUCGGAGAAGGCUGCCAUCACCAUGAAGCAGGACGACAACGUCAGCAAGAAUGUGAAUCCCCGAUCGCGCGUGUUUCGUCCCUGCCUGACAUGUCGUCGCCGCAAGAUUAGUUGCGACAAAGCCAAGCCCAAGUGCAACAGAUGUGCCCAGACUGGAUACCAGUGCGAAGGUUAUGGCGAAGAGCGCCAUUUCGUCUAUGUCAUCCCCACCCGAGCUUCUGCCUCGAGCACAGAAACCCAGAAAAUGAAGAAAGUCACCCUCAGGUCGUCCCGACAGUUGCCGCCGGACCAGCAGCUGCGGCAGUAUCAACAAAGCCAGCCCCGUCCGCAGUUCCCCACCGCGGUCAACCCGGCGAAUGCAAACCGUUUGCAGAUUCUGUCUUAUUUUCUCGAACGCUAUCUGCCCGACCGACCGUUGCAGCAAAGGGAAGACAAGACGGCUUUAACUUGGAUAAGAGGUUUGCCACAGAAUCUUGGGAAAUGGACGUUCUUGGACAUGGCUCUGUCGGCCUUGUCGCUGUCAUACAUCGGAGAUCUUUACCAGAAGAACCAGUCAAUUUCACGGCAGGGUGAGCGUUUCUAUGAUGAGACCUUGAUGCACGUGAGAGCACGACUGCAUCGAAGUCAGGUUGACGAUGGCAUGCUUGCUACCUGCAUGUGCAUGUCCAUAUACGAGGUUUGGGAUUCAUACGGAAGUGGCAGACCCACAUUUUUGGCCAAACCUGAAUGGCGCGGUCUAUCCGAUGCCCCAUAUGAUCAGCUACUCGAUAUCUUAGUUCUCCUUCCUUCGUUACUAGCAAAGUCAGACCAGAUUGAAUCCUUAGCGGCGAGUGAUAACGAUAAUGCGGCGGCCGUAAAGAAGCUCUUGUGGAAAUGCUAUGCUCUGCGAGAUGAAUUGGUCACCUGGUAUGAGGCUUUCCAAUCCAAGGAAACAGAGCCCCUUUUCUACCUAGAGCCGGAAGAACAACAUCCGUAUCUCGACCCCGAAUCCGAUCUAAAUGAGCUGUUUCCGGAUACUGUCACAUUUCGGACGCCUUAUAUAGCUGACAUACUGAUGUUAUAUUGGUAUGGGGAAGUCGUUGUCCACAGCGUCAUGUCGCAUGUGCAUCGAUAUGUCUGGGAACAAGCCCAGAAUAACGGCCCCUCAUCGCAAAUGGCACAGCAGCUGAUAGCUGAUGAAACGAUAUCAAAUACUGAGACAGUCGGAGAGUACUUCGCGUCCAAGAUAUGUCAAGCCAUGGCUGGGUGCGGACGGAACAGUCUCCAAGGCUACGGUUUUCAGAUAGCGUUGGUACCCCUAUGGGCGGCUCAGGAGUACUAUUUCUCACGUUCACCACAGAAGUAUCUGUGGUGUCGAACAGUGCUUACUAAUUUCAGCACAAAAGGGUUUGUGUUGGCUCAGAAUCUCGGUUCCUUGCCGUUGCGACAAUAUCCAGGACGAUAUGUGGAAGCCUAUUCCGCGACUGAUGACGCGGUUUAG
Molecule: messenger RNA, 2934 nt
Organism: Talaromyces atroroseus
Lineage: Eukaryota; Fungi; Ascomycota; Eurotiomycetes; Eurotiales; Trichocomaceae
Exons: 8
Coding region: 1-2934 (977 amino acids)
Biological process (GO): nitrate transmembrane transport; nitrite transport; regulation of DNA-templated transcription
Cellular component (GO): membrane
Molecular function (GO): nitrate transmembrane transporter activity; nitrite transmembrane transporter activity; DNA-binding transcription factor activity, RNA polymerase II-specific
Source: RefSeq, a predicted model, not a curated record